AUGCGAGGCCUGGCAAAGGCCAGACAUUUGCUUCGACUGGUAGGCAGAGGUCAAUUUUAUUACUGGAGGCAAAACACAGGUCUUGGCUCAAGCAUUGCCGCCAUGGCCUUUACACUUUCGUUGCAUGGAGCGCCAGUGGCGACAUCGCUUCCACCUGGGUCCUGGACGCAGAAGAGUAACAGGAAGGACCAGGAGGGCAGCCGUUCAGUUUUGACUGCAGCGGCCUUUGCAGCAGCAGCUGCUGCGGCUCAUCCAGGAGGUUGGUGCUGGGCCUCCACGGCUUGUGGCUCCCGUGCAGCACCUCGCUCCAGACUCCGGAUGCAUGCGGUGGAGAUUGUGGAUGCCGAGAUCAUCAGCGAGAUGCCGGCUUCCGACGGAGAUGGACAAGAUGCGCCUCAAGCUGAUCCUGCAGAGGCAGAGGCUGCUGCGGCCGUGAUCGAUGCCGUGCUGCAGCUGGUGGAGAAGAGCGGCGUGCCAGUUCGCAACCAAGUGAUGGAAUACAAGGCUGAGCCUUCGCGUUCGCUGCUUGCAACUUGCGGGAUUCCGGAACUUGCGCCGGGUGGGACCAAGGCUACGCAGCUGUUGGUGGCAGGACUUCGUGCCAAGGGCGCAGAUGCUGACAGAGCUGAGGUGGCAGCUGCUGUGCUGUGCCUCAUGCUCGGUGGCUUAGACGAGGCCCACAACCUUGUCACGCCACACUGCUGGGCCACGCCGACUACUUUCGGUGGCCCGCCUAAGCUGGGGAGCACGGUGUUCCGCGAGGCUGCAUAUGGGCAGGUCAUCGUGCACCGUAUGGAAGGCGAGAAUCUGGGCGAAUUUGGAUCCGGGUUCAACAACAGCAGAUACUGGCUGGGCCAGGCUUUCUCCUUGGGAGCGAGCCAACACACAAUCUUCGCGGAACUGCGGAAAGAUGCUGAAGGCUUCGUUGGCACAUGCCAUGAUUCGCGCUGCCUGCUGCGGACCAUGGGUCCCAAGUGGGAGCCGUCACUGUUCAACAAACUCUGCGAAGAUGUGCUGCUGACAGAGGAUCCAGAUACCCUGGAGUUUUGCAAGGCUGUUCAAACCAGGGAGCUUCAGCUUCUUUUCGAGCACAUCAUGGCGCAGCCGGAUGCCUCUGCUGAAUAUCAAGUGCUUUGCCAGCAGGAGCAUGCCCUCACCGGUCAAGGAUGCACCGGUCAAGGAGAUCGUGCCGAAGCGGUGCGAUUUGUGCUGCCGCACGCGCCGAAGGAAAAGAUUCUGCAUGCUAACCGGGGCUUGCAGCUGCUUCACGCUCGCUAUCCUGGUUUGUGCUGGUUUGUUUUGGCCCCGGGAUCCCAGCUGGAAGCUGACGUGACGACUCCAGAUGCCCUGAUGUACUUUGUCAUGGCCUUUGCGGCCGGGCCGAGCGCUCUCGAUGAAAACGCUACCUAUCCCGAUGUGAAGUUUUACGCUGAGGCAGAAGUGUUUAAUCCCAAUCUGCUUGGCGGCGAAGCAGACACAGGCGCAGUGAAGGUCCUGUACCACGGGCAAGAGCUGGGACUUGCUAUCAGCCACCCGUCAUCGGUGAAGCCCCAAUCCAAUGUCACAGUCGGGGCGGAUGUCACGAUCAAACUGGAUGCGGCAAUGUUUCAGGCCCUCACCACGGAUGUCAUUUCGCACGAUCUCAAGCUGACGAUCCAGCUGGAGGGUGCAGCUGACGUCACGGGACCCUUAGGCAUCCGCAUCAAGUGCCGGCUUGAGUGUGAUGUCUUCUGCAAUACGGGCGAGCUUUUCAAUCCCGAGUCGAGGCAUGCAGUUGUGGAAGGCCAGUCAUGCAGGUAUCGUUACCUCUGA
Symbiodinium sp. CCMP2456 is the source of this 1812-nucleotide messenger RNA. Lineage: Eukaryota; Dinophyceae; Suessiales; Symbiodiniaceae. The record is from the annotation of a GenBank genome assembly.